AGGGUCCGCCUUAGUGGUUUCUCCAGCUCCGCCCUCAGCCCCUCCAGUUUGUGCUCGGCUUCCUGUCUGUCCCCAGCACUCUGGUCUGCAGCAGCAUGGCACUCACUGUCCAUCUCUCCUGCCUCCUGGUGCUGUCAGUGGCAGGUCUAGCCCAAGGCAUCAAGGACUCCCUCCGAGUCCAGAACCCAGGUCCGAGGCCGCUAGAGCUGAAAGAGGCCUUCACGUUGUUCCAGAUCCAGUAUAACCGAAGCUACUCGAACCCAGCAGAGUAUGCUCGCCGCCUGGAUAUCUUUGCCCAAAACCUGGCCCGGGCUCAGCGGCUGCAGGAGGAGGACCUGGGCACAGCGGAGUUUGGGGUGACUGCAUUCAGUGACCUUACAGAGGAGGAGUUUGACCAGCUGUAUGGGAAUCAGAGGGCAGCUGGAAGGGCCCCCAAUAUGGACAGAAAGGUAGGAUCUGAUGAGCGGGAGGAGUCGGUUCCCGCCACCUGUGACUGGCGGAAGGCCAAUGUCAUCUCACCUGUCAAGAACCAGAAAAGCUGCUCAUGCUGCUGGGCCAUGGCGGCCGCGGGCAACAUCGAAGCCCAGUGGGGCAUUAAAACCGGACAGCCCGUGGAAGUCUCUGUGCAGGGUACGGCUGGAAGGGGGCACGUGUGCCGGGGGGGGCCUGGGGCCUCGGGCUUCGUCACCCACGCUGCCCCUUCUCCACCAGAACUACUGGACUGUGGCCGCUGCGGGGACGGCUGCAGGGGCGGCUUCGUCUGGGACGCGUUCAUAACCGUCCUCAACAACAGUGGCCUGGCUAGCGAAGAGGACUACCCAUUCCAGGGGGCGGUCAGACACAAGUGCCAGGCUAAGAAGCACCAAAAGGUGGCCUGGAUCCAGGACUUCAUCAUGCUGUCGGACAACGAGCAGAGAAUUGCCCGGUACCUGGCCACUGAGGGACCCAUCACUGUGACCAUCAACAAGAAGCUACUGCAGGGUUACACCCACGGUGUGAUCAGGGCCACAGAAACCACCUGCAACCCUGACUACGUGGACCAUGUUGUCCUGCUGGUGGGUUUUGGUAAGACCAAGUCACCGGAGGGGAGGCAGGCAAAGGACGCCUCAUCCCGUCCUCACCGUCACUCCACCCCAUACUGGAUCCUCAAGAACUCCUGGGGGCCCGCAUGGGGUGAAAAGGGUUAUUUCCGGCUGCACCGAGGGAGCAAUGCCUGUGGUAUCACCAAGUACCCGAUUACUGCCCGCGUGGCUCUUCCAGCUAAGAAGCCGCAUCAGGUCUCCUGCCCACCCUGAAUCCGCCCAGUGCCGCUCUCGCCUGCUACGCCUGCUGCCUCCUCGCUGGCCACCCCCAAAGUCUCCUCCUGCCCUCCCAACCCUCUUGCUAUUGGCUCAUUAAACAAAGCAAGAUCCUGUGUUCUCAGUGGACUCAGCUGA
This is a messenger RNA of Pipistrellus kuhlii (Kuhl's pipistrelle), 1436 nucleotides long. RefSeq names its product cathepsin W (gene CTSW). The record is from RefSeq and is a predicted model, not a curated record. The transcript is spliced from 9 exons. The coding region runs from base 96 to 1295 and encodes 399 amino acids. NCBI's taxonomy places the organism in Eukaryota, Metazoa, Chordata, Mammalia, Chiroptera, Vespertilionidae. Gene Ontology annotation, cellular component: lysosome. Gene Ontology annotation, molecular function: cysteine-type endopeptidase activity.